Messenger RNA from Paramuricea clavata, 403 nucleotides. Lineage: Eukaryota; Metazoa; Cnidaria; Anthozoa; Malacalcyonacea; Plexauridae. The record is from the annotation of a GenBank genome assembly.
AUGUCAAACUACAGACCCAUAACUGUUCUGCCAAUCCUGAGCAAAAUUUUGGAACGUUUCGUUCACACGCAGAUUUACAGCUAUUUAUCUGAAAAUAAAAUCCUCUCCGAAUCUCAAUUCGGCUUUAGACCAAAGUUAUCUACGAGUACCGCAUUGGCAUUUUUCCCCGAUACUAUUCUUGAUAAUGCUGACAACGGUCUCAUCACAGCCUCUGUCUUUCUGGAUUUUAGCAAGGCAUUCGACACGGUUGAUCAUGCUAUCCUGUUGUGCAAAUUGAAAUCAUUUGGCCUGGAUAAUAACUCGUUAAAUUGGUUUGAGUCAUACCUUACCAAUCGUCAACAGAAAACGUCAAUUAACAAUACGUUAUCCAGCUCAUUACCUGUGUCAGUUGGUGUUCCGCAAG